AGGAUUUUGGAACGUAGUCUUCUUUGCCGGUGCUUAUUGAUGAUGCCGAUAGAUUUGGCGGUUUAAUGGCUCCAUCCAUUAGCUUGCUUAUUUUCAAAAGAGGUUAUAUAGCUGAGGAUCCGUGAGGAUUUUUCGUGACGAAUUUUUGUAACAUUGCUCUACGUUAAAAACAAUCAGUCAAAAUGACGAUUGGCAAGAAUAAUAAGAUGCUGCAACAUAUUAAUUACCGAGUUAGAAUCAUUCUACAGGAUUCUAGAACAUUCAUAGGUACAUUCAAAGCUUUUGAUAAGCACAUGAACUUGAUACUUGGUGAUUGCGAGGAAUUUCGUAAGAUCAAACCGAAGAAUACAAAACAACCAGAAAGAGAGGAAAAGCGUGUGUUAGGUUUUGUACUUUUACGUGGCGAGAAUAUAGUCUCCUUGACAGUAGAAGGUCCACCACCUCCUGAAGAAGGAUUGCCCCGAGUACCGAUUCCAGGAGCAGCACCAGGACCGGGCAUGGCUCGUGCUACUGGUAGAGGUAUGCCUGCAAAUGUUGCGGGAGUACCGGCUGGAUUGCAAGGACCUGUGAGAGGCGUUGGAGGUCCAUCUCAACAAAUUAUGACACCUGGCAGCAGGGGACAAGUUUCAGCGCCACCUCAAAUACAUCCUGGUGGUCCACCACGUAUGCCAGUUGGUGGGCCGCCACCAGGUAUGAUGGGACCACCAGCUGGAAUGAUGGGUAUGCCUCCAGGAAUGCCGCCUAUUGGACGUGGUGGCCCACCGAUGGGACCACCUGGCAUGAGAGGUCCACCUCCAGGAUUGAUGCGUGGUGGUCCACCCCCUCGCCCGUAUUAACAAUUAGAUUAUUAAGAGAUAUUCAUGAAUGGAUGAACGCAUGAUUGUUUCUUUACAAAAGUAUAAAUUAAUAUUGUAUAAUUUUGGCACUUAUAUACAAUAAUAAUAUCAAUUAACACAAUUGGAAGUCAGAUUUUUACAAAUGAUUAAAUUAUCCUAUUUGUUCUGCAUAU
This is a messenger RNA of Pogonomyrmex barbatus (red harvester ant), 1009 nucleotides long. RefSeq names its product small ribonucleoprotein particle protein SmB (gene SmB). NCBI's taxonomy places the organism in Eukaryota, Metazoa, Arthropoda, Insecta, Hymenoptera, Formicidae. Gene Ontology annotation, molecular function: RNA binding; snRNP binding. The record is from RefSeq and is a predicted model, not a curated record. Gene Ontology annotation, biological process: mRNA splicing, via spliceosome. Gene Ontology annotation, cellular component: U5 snRNP; U4/U6 x U5 tri-snRNP complex; U2-type prespliceosome.